GUAUGCAAAUUUGGCGGCCAGCGGGAGCGCGCGGCUGAUACCCGGGGACUGGGCUGCGGCGGUUAGUCCUCUCCCGGCCGCCGUCGCCUCCGACAUAUUGCCCGCAGGAGCUGCGGCGGCGGAGCGGAGAGCGCCGGGGGGGAGGAGAUGGGAGGACGAAGAGGUCCCAACAGGACAUCCUACUGUCGAAAUCCUCUGUGUGAGCCAGGAUCUUCAGGGGGCUCUGGUGGGGGCCAUACUUCCAGUGCAUCGGUCACCAGUGUCCGUUCUCGCACCAGGAGCAGUUCUGGGACGGGCCUCUCCAGCCCGCCACUGGCCACCCAGACGGUUGUGCCCCUCCAGCACUGCAAGAUCCCCGAACUGCCAGUCCAGGCCAGCAUUCUGUUUGAGUUGCAGCUCUUCUUCUGCCAGCUCAUAGCCCUCUUCGUUCACUACAUCAACAUCUACAAGACAGUGUGGUGGUAUCCACCCUCCCACCCACCCUCCCACACCUCCCUGAAUUUCCACCUGAUCGACUUCAACUUGCUGAUGGUGACCACCAUCGUUCUGGGCCGCCGCUUCAUUGGGUCCAUCGUGAAGGAGGCUUCUCAGAGGGGGAAGGUCUCCCUCUUUCGCUCCAUCCUGCUGUUCCUCACCCGCUUCACCGUUCUCACGGCAACAGGCUGGAGUCUGUGCCGCUCCCUCAUCCACCUCUUCAGGACCUACUCCUUCCUGAACCUCCUGUUCCUCUGCUAUCCGUUUGGGAUGUACAUUCCGUUCCUGCAGCUGAACUGUGACCUCCGCAAGACGAACCUCUUCAGCCACAUGGCCUCCAUGGGUCCCCGGGAGGCAGUGAGUGGCCUGGCGCGGAGCCGGGACUACCUGCUGACGCUGAGGGAGACGUGGAAGCAGCACACACGGCAGCUGUAUGGGCCAGACGCCAUGCCCACACACGCUUGCUGCCUGUCCCCCAGUCUCAUCCGCAGCGAGGUGGAGUUCCUCAAGAUGGACUUCAACUGGCGCAUGAAGGAAGUGCUGGUCAGCUCCAUGCUGAGCGCCUAUUAUGUGGCCUUUGUGCCUGUCUGGUUCGUGAAGAACACACAUUACUAUGACAAGCGCUGGUCCUGUGAGCUCUUCCUGCUGGUGUCCGUCAGCACCUCAGUGAUCCUCAUGCAGCACCUGCUGCCCGCCAGCUACUGUGACCUCCUGCACAAGGCCGCUGCCCACCUGGGCUGCUGGCAGAAGGUGGACCCAGCGCUGUGCUCCAACGUGCUGCAGCACCCGUGGACGGAAGAAUGCAUGUGGCCACAGGGCGUGCUGGUGAAGCACAGCAAGAACGUCUACAAAGCCGUGGGCCACUACAACGUGGCCAUCCCCUCGGACGUCUCCCACUUCCGCUUCCACUUCUUUUUCAGCAAACCCCUGCGGAUCCUCAACAUCCUUCUGCUGCUGGAGGGUGCUGUCAUUGUCUACCAGCUAUACUCCUUAAUGUCUUCUGAAAAGUGGCACCAGACGAUCUCCCUGGCGCUCAUCCUCUUCAGCAACUACUAUGCCUUCUUCAAGCUGCUGCGGGACCGCUUGGUAUUGGGCAAGGCCUACUCCUACUCGGCCAGCCCCCAGAGGGACCUGGACCACCGGUUCUCCUAAGCCCCAGGGUGACCCCAGGGACAGCAUCCAGGCUUCAGCCAGGGGCUCUCUGGGAAGGGGCAGUUGGGGAGGGUUGGGUGAGGGGCAAAAAACCCCACAAAAACAGACAAAAAAAUUCACCAGAGCUUUGUAUUUUUGUUACAUACUGUUUGUUUCUUUGAUAAUUGAUGUGAUUAUGGGGGGGGAAAAAAGUCCUAUUUUUAUACUCCCAUUAAGCCUGUGU
Messenger RNA from Odobenus rosmarus divergens (Pacific walrus), 1849 nucleotides. RefSeq names its product transmembrane protein 39B (gene TMEM39B). Gene Ontology annotation, cellular component: membrane. Bases 148 to 1626 code for a protein of 492 amino acids. The transcript has 9 exons. NCBI's taxonomy places the organism in Eukaryota, Metazoa, Chordata, Mammalia, Carnivora, Odobenidae. The record is from RefSeq and is a predicted model, not a curated record.